Nelumbo nucifera (sacred lotus) is the source of this 840-nucleotide messenger RNA. RefSeq names its product small ribosomal subunit protein uS11z-like. Gene Ontology annotation, biological process: translation. Gene Ontology annotation, molecular function: structural constituent of ribosome. The record is from RefSeq and is a predicted model, not a curated record. NCBI's taxonomy places the organism in Eukaryota, Viridiplantae, Streptophyta, Magnoliopsida, Proteales, Nelumbonaceae. Gene Ontology annotation, cellular component: ribosome.
AAAGAAAGCCGUUCAGAGAGCUCCUUCCUCUGCUGGUUCGGGUUGCGAAGGACGAAGUAGCAGCAGUCAAAACCCUAACUCUCGUUUCAUCCCAGUCGUGUUCAGCCAUGUCUAGAAGGAAGGUCAGGGAACCCAAGGAGGAGAAUGUGACACUUGGACCAUCUGUCCGAGAGGGGGAGAACGUUUUUGGGGUUGCCCACAUUUUUGCAUCAUUUAAUGACACAUUCAUUCAUGUGACUGAUUUGUCAGGAAGAGAAACCAUUGUCCGAAUUACUGGAGGCAUGAAAGUCAAAGCUGAUAGGGAUGAGUCUUCACCAUAUGCAGCCAUGCUUGCAGCACAAGAUGUUGCACAGCGGUGCAAGGAGCUUGGUAUUACCGCCCUGCAUAUCAAGCUUCGAGCUACUGGUGGGAACAAGACAAAGACACCUGGUCCUGGUGCCCAAUCUGCUCUUAGAGCCCUUGCUCGGUCUGGGAUGAAAAUUGGUCGUAUUGAGGACGUGACUCCAAUUCCCACCGACAGCACUCGCAGAAAGGGUGGCAGAAGAGGAAGGAGGCUGUGAGUUCUCUUUUCGCAGUACCGAAACACUUGUGGGUGGUGGGGGUUAUUUCCAGAGGAUGUUUUUUCUAGCCGAACAAUUUUUGUAGUCUUUAACAUAAAGAUAGUUUUUGUUAUUUACAAAACAGAAGUCAGACCAGCAGCUACGCAGUUCUCUUUUUGGAGAUUGUUAGGUUUUGAUCAUCGUGUUGUCAUUUCUAUUCUAUCUACAUGAAUUCCCAGUAUAUACAAUGAAUCGGGGUUUGAGUUGAAAUCAUAUUGAUUCUCAAGUCGUCCAGUUGCAA